Molecule: messenger RNA, 3990 nt
Organism: Pocillopora damicornis (cauliflower coral)
Lineage: Eukaryota; Metazoa; Cnidaria; Anthozoa; Scleractinia; Pocilloporidae
Source: RefSeq, a predicted model, not a curated record
UAUGUUGUACGCAUAACAAAGAUCUUUUUAUAUCUUUUGCGCUAAAUUUGAAAAUAAGUGCACAGUGAUCGCGGGUAGUUAUUUCCGGUCUACAACUUGCAUCCAGGAAUGAUCGUGGACUUUAGAUGUUAAUUUGGUUCGCAUGGUAAGCAUACUAUAAGGAAUGAGUACAACUCAAGAUACAUUCGAUUAUGAUUCCUUUAGAGUCUUGAAUUUAACCCUUAAUUAUAUAUUUUUUUAAAACGUAAUUUAUAAAUGAAUCGAUCGUUAUAUUUCUGGAAAGAUCAAGAUCAGUCCGAAGAGUUAUGUUAAAACGCAAAUCAAACAUUAGUUCACAUGUUAGCUGCAGUGAGUGUUCUUUGGGAUUUGAAGCACGUGGGAAGUUUUGAGCACAGACAAGGGCAAGUCUAGCUCCCAAAACUUUCCGCGUGCUUCACACAUCUUAUCUCCAUGAAUAUACGGCUGACGUUUGGAACACUUGAUUUAUCACAUUAUAUUUGGGAAAGCCAGCGCUUUAAAUUUAAAAUAAAUCGUCUUUUGACCCAAAAAAGCUCCAAUGAAAUUUAAAAAGUUUGAAAUGUUAUUCCCAAACUAAACAAAUGAUAAUUUUACUCAACCUCUACUCAGAAGUAAAAAUUUGUGGGAAAAAAACCGCACAAGGUCACCGUCAGCUUCACCCCAAAUCAGAGACUUGGCAACUAAGCACACAACUGUAAAAUGACCUAAUGUUGUUUACUUGACUUCAUGGUCAGAAAAUUGCCUAGUAUUAUGUUGAAAAUUCUGAAAGUCAUCAGAUUCAAAACAAAAUCUUCUGUUGCACAAUACUUCAAGGCAUAUCUACAUUUAAAAAGAAUAUUUACUUGGCUAAAGAAUGGUCUGAAAUUGGUGAAGCUCCACUUUUGUCAUCAAAUUCAGUUUUCAUUUUUCAUCCAUAAUUUGGAUAGUGUUUGGGAAUCGAAGCAUUGUCCAAAAUUCUCACCGUUUCUUUUAAGUCUCAAAAGAUCAUCACUUUCCAAAUCGAGUAUCCUUCAAUAGAUUUACCUUUCAUUUAGAGCUCCUAAGAGUCUGUCUCAAAAAUCGCAGCCAAACUGGUCACAAAGUUCACAGUCAAUCACUAAGGAAAAUUUUUGGUCCUGGGCCGUUUGCUGAUUUCAUUAGCAUUCACAACAGGAUUUUGAAGCAUGCUCAUGCUAGUUAAUCAGGGUGCCUGAAUUUGCUAGCUAUUUCAUAGUGACUAUUAUUUCAGAUCUGAGACAAACAUUUACAUCAAAAUCUUUAAGUAGACUUAUCUCAUGGAAACAAAAUUUGGAAUGAAGAAACAAUUUACUAUAAUGAAAUUUUUUACCUGAUUGUGCCAAUUUUUGCCUGUUAACCAUGUAAGUGUAAGUUUACAUAAAAAGUGUUUUUUUUCUGGCUAUUAUGCAAUGCACUGUGGUGAAAAUGUUCAGCAGUGUGUGGCUAAAUUCCUUUGCAACAGAGGUAGAUUCCUCUCAACUUGGAUACCACAGCACCCCCUAAAAUUCCUUACAUAGAGAUGCUACCAUUGUUUCAGCUGUAGUCUCCACAAGUAAAAGUAAAUCUUCUGCUUUUUUCAAAGUAUUACAUUUCUAUUGCAAAUGAACCCAAAAGGUGAUUGAGUCUGCCAGGCCACUUACAAGAAUUUAUCUUGGAAACAGUUUCUUGCAAUAGCUUUUAGGGAAAACCCUUGUAGCAAACUGCAAGUGGAUGGUUCACCCAUUUGGGAGCCCUUUUUCAAAAGAAGUUUAUGAAAGGGAAGAUUUCAUUGGUUAUGUUACUAGAGGCUGAUGAUUGUUAACCUGGUCAUCAACUCCCAGAAAUGAUUAAUGGGUAACUUCUCUCCUUAAUAUCCAUACAACAUCUAGCAAAUAUGUAAUGAGAAUACUCAAACUUAUCUGGUUAAAGCUACCUUGAUCUCAUACCAAAUUCUUAUAACCAAUUUACAGUGAAAUCUCUGGUAGCUAGAGAAGGGAAUUGACAGGUCUUGGGAGUUAAAGAGUUAACUGAAGGGGAAAAUGAAAACGAAGCAAGAUGUAAUGUGUAUUGUCCUCUUCAUUAUGGUAGCUUCUAACCAGUUACUCCCAGAAGUGACCAAAAAGGAAAUUCUCCUCACAAUCUUGAUAGUGGAGCUUGCAGAGCAUAGCCCCAUAAUUAUACAGAAUAGUAGUAUCCCAUCAAGCCGAAAAAAUUUAGAUGUACGACUUGUGCUCUUGAGAUCUGUGGGAAAAAUAAAAUGCAAGCUCUGCUUUUAGGCUUGGCUAAAUCUAUAUAUUACAUUUUCAAGCAAUUAGGUGAUGGGAGGAAGAAAAAAUACCAACCAAGGGGAUACCAUUUAAUUUAACUGAUUCUUUGAUUCUUACCACUAAAAAUAUAAGAAAAGUACAGCAGACAGUGAUGAGAACUGAUAUGUAGUUUAUAGGAAUGAAAGGUUUAAAAACAUGAGAAAAGUGUGAAUCAUACCCCUUUAUUGAUUCCAUUUCUGUGGUCUAGAGGAUUUUUGAUGCAUACUUUUUAUUCAAAGUUCACCAAGUGACUUGCUCAACUGUUAUCUUAUAAGCCGAAUUUUCAUUUUAUAUCUGCGAACAUCAAUCUUUUUAUUUAUUUUGAUAAAUGUACAACUAUAUAAAUUUUCAAGUCUUUGAGAAACUGGAGCACAUUAAUUGCAAUAAAUUUUCAUGUUGCUUUUAGGAAAAGAAAUGAGGCAAAGAAAAUCUGGGAACAGACAUGGGAAUAAUACAGAGUCAAAUCCUUCAACUAAAAGAGAGGGAUCUAAGAAUGAGACAAAUGGUAGCUGGUGGGGUUUGCUAAAGUAUUCCUUACUGCUGUUAGUUCCUGGUUUUCUCAAUCAUGCAGCACUUUAUCGUGAGGAUGUAGCACUUAGACCACAAGGGGAAUUGUACGACAUUGGCUGGAAGCAAAAAUUGUUUAUGGCUUGUUUAGGGCAUGGUCCACCCACAGUUAUUCUGGAUGCACCAACAGGCAAAUCUUCAGAUGUGUGGGCUUUGGUUGCUCCUCAAAUCGCUAAGGUGGCUAAAGUUUGUUUUUAUGACAGAGCAGGGCUUGGCUUUAGUCAAAGACCUUUGGUGAAUUGGUCUGAUCCAGAACAGGCCAAACGAGGCAAGCUUUCAACAAGUGAGAGAAUGGCGGAAGAUUUUCAAAGACUCUUCACUGAGAGUUCUGAUCAGCCAAAACCCUUUAUACUAGUUGGAGCUGAGUUGGGGGCAGUAAAUGCAAGAUUUUAUACUCAGAUGUUUGAGAACAAUGUUGCAAGCCUAAUAUUGAUAAAUCCACUAGUGGAGGGAAUGUUUGGGGAUGAUUGGACAAGGUUGUGGUUUGAACAAUAUGUGUUGUCUCAACAAGUUUUACAGUUUUCUGCAGCGACAGGAAUCACAAGAUUAGCUCUCAUCCUUGGUUUGAUGAAGGUUCCGUUGCAACAUAAACUAUUGCCAGCAAAUGUUACAAUGCGUCAAAAGUAUCUUUUAUGUAAACCAGGUCAUCUAAGUUCAGGAGUUGAUGAGUUUUUCUUUGCAAAUGAAAGCUUAGCUCAGAUGAGAAUGUUGAGGAAAAUUAAACCAUUUCCACAGUCAGUGGAUGUGUCUAUCAUCAGCAGUGCUGUGUAUGAUGACAAAUUGGAAGGGAACUUACAAAAGGUAUGGUCUAGAGCACAGGAUCAGAUAUCAAAUGUCUUACAUCCAGGAAGUGAAAAGAUUCCUCUUUCAGGAAACGUUCAAUCAGCACUUUUACAACAUUCUGAAGUUAUCGUGAAAGUUAUUACAAAACAUGUUAGUAAAUGGAGGCAAAAACAACACAAACCAAAGAGCUCCUGAUAUACUACCUCAAAUUACUUCAAGACUGUUUUAGAAUAAGUUUAUGUUCUAAGCACACGGAAUAAAAAGUUAAGAAGCUUGUAGUAUGCAAGGUCUGUUUUUUCUGAAAUGGUCACAUCAACCAAAAUAAAGCAGAACAAGGUUA